Messenger RNA from Pristis pectinata (smalltooth sawfish), 1438 nucleotides. It is a transcript of the gene gsta.1, whose product is annotated as glutathione S-transferase, alpha tandem duplicate 1. The transcript has 7 exons. NCBI's taxonomy places the organism in Eukaryota, Metazoa, Chordata, Chondrichthyes, Rhinopristiformes, Pristidae. Bases 73 to 735 code for a protein of 220 amino acids. The record is from RefSeq and is a predicted model, not a curated record. Gene Ontology annotation, molecular function: glutathione transferase activity. Gene Ontology annotation, biological process: glutathione metabolic process.
CCUAUAACAGACGUGCGGUGCUGCCGCCGCCGCCGCAGUCGGAGUGUCCCGUAGCGUUGCACGGAAGGUACAAUGUCAAAGCCCAAGCUGUAUUACUUCAAUGGAAGAGGGAAAAUGGAGUCUAUUCGCUGGCUUUUGGCAGCUGCUGGAGUAGAGUUUGAUGAAGUAUUCCUUGAGACCAGGGAACAGUACGAACAGCUACUGAAAGAUGGAGCUCUGCUGUUUGAACAGGUCCCAAUGGUUGAAGUUGAUGGGAUGAAGCUGGUGCAGACCAAUGCAAUCUUGAACUACUUUGCAGCAAAGCACAAUCUCAAUGGCAACGAUAUCCAUGAAAGAGCACUGAUUGACAUGUACUCAGAGGGAGCAAAAGAUCUAAUGACCUUAGUGAUGCGUCAUCCCUUCCUUCCCGCUGCAGAGAAGGACAGUAACCUCGCCCAGAUGGAAAACAAGGCCAAGAACAGAUAUUUUCCUGCAUUUGAGAAGAGCAUUAACCAACAGACAGGAUAUAUGGUUGGGAACCAGCUCACUAUUGCUGAUCUUCAAGUUCUGGAGGCUAUCCUGAUGCUGGAAGAGAAGUUCCCGCUCAUCCUCUCGGAGUUCCCUUUGCUGCAGAAAUUCAAGGAGAAGAUCAGCAAUAUACCAAGAAUUAAGAAGUUCCUACAACCGGGAAGUCCCAGGAAGCCACCGCCCGAUGAUCAUUAUGUUCAGAUUGCAAGAGAAGUUCUCAGAUUUUGAAAGGCAAAGUUGCAGAUGUUGCUGGCCAUCCAGAUGUUUGCAGUGUUACAGACUCGGUGAAAGUCCCUUUAAGAUAGAGUGUGUGUGUGUGUGGCGUGCUUACGUCAAUAGAAGAUAAAGGUCGUAAUGACGUUGUUGAGGAGGUCAGUCGAAGGGAGAGAGAGAGAGAAAAGGGAGAGAGACACCAGCCUGCUGGUUUUCUCUAUCGAUGGAUGAGAAACAAUAACUGUGUUUGCCACUGAAAUCCAUGUAUGGAAGUUGGAAGUAAUCCGGUGGAGUUCACUUUGUUGCUGACCUGUAGAAGGAAACAGGUAUUUGUGUGUGGACGACCACGGUUCGGAUGCUUUUCGGGGUGAGGAAGUCACUACCGAGUAAACACUGAAGUGUCGUUUGGGUUCCAUCGUGGAACAUUUGGAUUUCGUAAUUACUCCCUAUGUUCUCUACAUCUACGUCUUAUCUUCAGUCAACGGUGGUUGUUGAAGAAGCCUUUGCUCAUGUUUCACCUUAUGGCUUGCGGAACUGAACUUUAAGAACCAUUCCGGAACUUGGAGUUUGGGACUUUGCCACACACACACACGACGAGUUUAGUUUUGGGGUUAAUGUUCAAGGUUUAACAUUUUUGAAUUCUAACAUACUAACAUUUUUACUUUUAUUUUACGUAUUAUCAUAAGUAGUGAUUAAUAAAAUAGUUUUUAACACUGAA